ACCAAUAAAUUCCUGUCCAGUUCUUUCUAACAAAUAGUACGAAUCGCUCCCAUUCUUCUUGUCAUUAGUUUGCUGGAAGUUUAAUUAACAAGGUACAUUACAACACGAUUCAAAAAUGAGAUUCCCAAUAAUUUCCAAGACUGCACUUGUCAUAUUUGUGGUGGCCACAAUCAUGGUGGAGGACACUUUGACAAAGAGUUUUGCUCAAAAUGACGAUUCCCUCAUUUUGAACGCAGGUAUUCUGAAUAGUCUUACCAACGAGACUUGCGUUGACGAAAAUCCUUUUCCGGAUCCGGACGACAUAACUUCGUAUUAUCAAUGCUAUUGGUUUGAUGACUACUACGUAAUCUUGCAUUUUCAAUGCAGUCGGGGAGGUUACUACGAUGCUGCUAACGGUGAUUGCUUCCCGUUGCCACCAUUCGUAUGAGGAAUCAGCGAAGGUUACUUUCCUGACUUUUCCGACUGCAGGAAGUACAAUCGCUGCAUUAUUUUCCAAGGAGUUAUGCGCCAGUAUGGAAACACUUGUCCAGCUGGGUCAUAUUUUGCUCAAGUCCAGAGCCUAUGCGUUGCAGGGACAUGUUGAUUACGAUAACUUUUCUUUAUUAAUACAUUUAUUUUCAGAUUCAGAAGUCAAUAUUCCAUGAAUAAACAAUCAUUUAAGAUUUACGUACUAUUUCGACAAGAAAAAUAGCUUCAAGAGCGGUUGAUAAAUUAGGUGAAAUGCUUCCACGAAACGUUUAUGCCACCAAAAUUUUGAAGUUUAUUAAUCUGCGCAAUUAUGGGAGUCUAGUUUUCAAUUGUUAAGGGGCGAAAUCCCUUUAUAAAAUCGCUAUGUCCGUUCGUGUGUCUAGGCGUCUGUUGUUGGUCUGAUAAAUAUUUGAACGCAAUGAUCUAAAGAGUUAAAAUUUCGCUACGUUAAGGGAAAUACCUGAUUAAGAUUUGACCGCCACAGGUCACAAGUUUCACGGUUAAAAUUUUCACCCCUUGGUUACAUGCGUUGUAACGGUUUAUUGUUCAUUCGUCCUUAGUAAAGUUUUACUCUCCGAGCUUUGCCUACGUAGUAAUUCAUUUUAUUACUUUGCGGCAUCCUACAUAUUUAUCUUAUCAUGCUAAUAAAUAAAUGCGGCUGAUAAAUUUAAACUCAAAUUGAAUAAUUAAUACUUUCGAGUAACUAUGACGCAAAUAUCAAAUCCAAGAAAUUACAUUUCAUUGAAUGUCGGCGAAAUUAGCAAUACUAAAUAAAUUUUGAAGGUUUGACAAAUAUUGUUAAAAACGUAAAUUUUAUCUACUGUAAUAAAACCCUAAUAAAUCGGAACUCUUUCAUAUCUA
Molecule: messenger RNA, 1329 nt
Organism: Folsomia candida
Lineage: Eukaryota; Metazoa; Arthropoda; Collembola; Entomobryomorpha; Isotomidae
Exons: 4
Coding region: 116-427 (103 amino acids)
Molecular function (GO): chitin binding
Source: RefSeq, a predicted model, not a curated record